Molecule: messenger RNA, 1600 nt
Organism: Ceutorhynchus assimilis (cabbage seed weevil)
Lineage: Eukaryota; Metazoa; Arthropoda; Insecta; Coleoptera; Curculionidae
Source: the annotation of a GenBank genome assembly
AGAGGAAGUUUGGAAGUACACAUAUUACUUAGGUUUCCAUUGAAAAUUAAAAUGAUUUAUUAAAAUAAGUAUCAUAACACAAUUUUAACGUAAAUUGUCAUCUAUUUAUAAAUAAAUUGCUGUUUUGCUGCAGAAGCUAAAAAUAACAAAGCCCAUAAUACCAAUUAAACGAAGGUUUUUCCCUAAAACAUAUCAAAAGCUUUGUACCGUGAUUCCGGUUGUUAUUGCUAUAGUUAUUAAUUUGUAACAUAUAUAUCUUUAACAAUUUUAUAUCAAAACAUUCUCAUACCCGAUCUGAAGAGCAUCCAAUCAAAAUGUUACUUGUUGCAAUUUUAUUUGUAAAUUUUAUGUGCGCUCUAUCACAAUUUGGCGACCUGAAUCCUAACUUUGCAAAUUUGAAUUCGAUACAAGAAAUCACCAAUCAGUGGUUGAAAUUUAAGUCAGAUAACUUCAAACAAUUCUCUCCAGAAGAAGACACGCGCAGAUUUAACAUCUUCAAAGAAAAUCUCAAACGUAUAGACGAUUACAGGCAAAAACUUCAAGCGGGAUUGAUUGAUUUUCGAGUUGCCAUCACCCAAUUUGCAGACCUCACCAAGGAAGAAUUCAUCAGUAAAAUGUUAACCUUGAAGGUACCGGAAGAAAGGUCUAAAAGGGCAUUGCCUAAACUCAACAGAACUAUUCGGCAAAUUUCUGACAGCGUUGAUUGGAGAAAUCAAGGGGCAGUGACACCAAUUAAAAACCAAAAAGAUUGCUCGUCUUGUUGGGCCUUUAGUGCAGUAGGUUCACUUGAAGGCCAAUAUUACAAGAAAUAUGGAAACUUGAUAUCAAUAAGCGAACAAAAUUUGAUUGAUUGUUCUACGGAUGGAAACAAUAGAGGCUGUAAUGGAGGCUGGAUAGGAAACGCCUUCAAAUACCUCACAAACAAUCAAAUAACAGCUGAAAAUGAAUAUGCCUACACUGGAACACAACAGAUGUGCAAUAAUAAUAUGGGGAAUUUUAAAAUUUCUAUUAAAGGUUACCAAACUAUUCAACCAGACGAAUCCCAACUACAACAAGCAGUAGCAACUAUAGGCCCAAUUUCAGCAGCAUUAGAUGCAUCAAAUCUUCAAUUUUACGCUGGAGGUGUUUAUAGAGACGACGACUGUGCUGUAGGGCGCGUCAAUCACGGAAUAGUCAUAGUGGGCUAUGGAACAGAAAGUGGAAGAGACUAUUGGCUCAUUAAAAAUUCUUGGGGCAACCAAUGGGGCGAGGGUGGAUACUUCAAACUAAUAAGGAAUAAAGGAAAUCAAUGCAAUAUCGCUUCUUACGGGAUGUAUCCAAAUUUGUAAUAAUAAAACCCAAAUAAAAUAACAAUAAUUUAUACUCACUACAAAAAAAUAUACAAUUGUUUAAACGAAUUUGCUGUUGCGGUCCCUGUAAGAUACCUCUCCUCUUCUAUAAGAAGCUUCAAUUUUGCCUCGGCUUCGCUUGAGCAAAUAUGCGAAUCCGAACAUUGGAACUACGAUCAGACCGAUGCCGCGUAGAACCAUUUUUCCAGUGGGCUUGAAGUAAUCAUAGUAGUUGACGCCGAUUGAUUGGAAACGGAGAAUGGCCGGAUCAA